AUGUCUGCUCUAAGGAUCCUCGUCCCCGUCAAGCGGGUCAUCGACUAUGCGGUCAAGCCGCGGGUCAACAAGGCGCAGACCGCUGUCGAAACAGCUGGCGUCAAACACUCCAUGAAUCCCUUUGACGAGUUGUCCGUCGAGGAGUCGGUCCGCAUCCGUGAGAAGAAGCGAGCCCCCGGCGGCGUUGAAGACAUUUGCGCCAUCUCCGCCGGCCCGCCCAAGGCCCAGGACAUCUUGCGAACAGCCAUGGCCAUGGGUGCAGAUCGCGCCAUCCACGUCGAAGUCAAGGAGGGCGACGAUCUGGAGCCCCUGACCGUUGCCAAGCUGCUCAAGAAAGCCGCGGAGGAGCAGAAAAGCAACCUCGUCAUCUUGGGCAAGCAGAGCAUCGACGACGACGCCAACCAGACGGGCCAGAUGCUUGCCGGUCUGCUGGGCUGGCCGCAGGCUACUCAGGCGAGCAAGGUUGAGUUCGGAGAGGGCGACAGCGUCACGGUGACAAAGGAGGUCGACGGUGGUGUCGAGACUAUUCGUGCCAAGCUGCCCAUGAUUAUUACCACAGACUUGCGACUCAACGAGCCCCGGUACGCGAGCUUGCCUAACAUCAUGAAGGCUAAAAAGAAGAAGCUGGAAAAGAAGACGCUCCAGGAUUUUGGGUUGGACAAUGAAAAGCGCCUCAAGGUCCUCAAGGUUACGGAGCCUGCACCCAGACAAGGUGGCGGCAAGGUAGAGGAUGUUGAUGGCCUGAUUGGCAGAUUGAAGGAAUUGGGUGCACUAUAG
Messenger RNA from Metarhizium album ARSEF 1941, 777 nucleotides. RefSeq names its product electron transfer flavoprotein beta-subunit. The transcript is spliced from 3 exons. Gene Ontology annotation, molecular function: electron transfer activity. The record is from RefSeq and is a predicted model, not a curated record. NCBI's taxonomy places the organism in Eukaryota, Fungi, Ascomycota, Sordariomycetes, Hypocreales, Clavicipitaceae. Bases 1 to 777 code for a protein of 258 amino acids. Gene Ontology annotation, cellular component: cytosol.